Eubalaena glacialis (North Atlantic right whale) is the source of this 2279-nucleotide messenger RNA. RefSeq names its product transmembrane protein 154 (gene TMEM154). The transcript has 7 exons. Bases 43 to 618 code for a protein of 191 amino acids. NCBI's taxonomy places the organism in Eukaryota, Metazoa, Chordata, Mammalia, Artiodactyla, Balaenidae. The record is from RefSeq and is a predicted model, not a curated record.
CGUUCACGUUUCUGCGGGGCUGAAACUGCGCGCAGCAUCACGAUGCCGGGGCGCGCGGAUCCCGAGGCUCCCCGCGCCGCCCUCAUCUUCGCCCUGGUCAUCGCGUUCCUCCCCACCCGCCAGGCGCAGGAAAUGGAGGAAACAGAACUGUCAGCAGAAAUGUCCGGAGACAUGCAAAACCCGGAGGAAGGGGCUACGGCUCCAAGCACAUUUGCUGCGGUGACCACAGAAAUAUUCACUGCCAGUAUGACUUCUACCCUUAUUGAUGAAGAUGCAGGCCAAUUAGAGUUUAUAUUAAUGGUGUUGAUCCCGUUGAUUGUAUUGGCCGUCCUACUUUUAUCCGUGAUACUCUUUGUAAUAUACCAUAAAAGAAAAAGGAAUAAACAAGAGCCCUCUAGCCAAGGAUCUCAGAGCGCUUUACAGACACAUCACCUGGGAAGUGAAAACAUGAAAGUCCCUAUUUUUGAGGAAGACACACCCUCUGUGAUGGAAAUAGAAAUGGAAGAGCUUGAUAGGUGGAUGAACAGCAUGAAUAGAAAUGCCAACUAUGAGUGUUUACCUACUUUAGAGGAAGAAAAGGAACCAAACCACAGCAACCCAAGUGACAAUGAAUCCUGAAACUGAAUGGUGCUAAUGUUUUCCAAGAGAAAGCAGCCCCGGAGGGAGCCUGCUGGGCCUGCCAGCAGAGGAUGAAGAGGAUCCGAAUUUAAUUAAUUUCAAAUCAACGUAAACACAAGAACCUUUUGCUGUUGCUUCCAGCGCCCACUCUUCCAACGCCCAGUGCAUCACCUGUACUUGGAAGAAUGCUCGAUUGAGAAGUGCUAGGCAAAGGCGUGGCUGCUGAGGGUGGAGGAACCAUAACAUGCAGUCAGCGCUUAUCAGUGGGUGUUCCCUCCGCUCAGCCAACCUCUAGAUGACUGUACCAUUACCCUGGCCACGCUCUCAAGUCCUUGUUACCUUUCUGCUUCAUUCCUCAGGGUACAAAUCAGGAAGCUGUCUAUGGUUUCCUUCUGGGUCACCUUGCGACCUAGAUAGCUUUGGAUAAUUUCCUCUCAUGAGUUAAGUUCUCUGAUAGGUCAAUUACAUUCAGUGGGAACUUUGCUCAAGGUGAGUUACGUCAUGGAAAAGACAGCAAACAAAGCAAGUGUUUCAAUGUGGACACCAUCCCAGGGGGUGGGUAAGCUCAUUUCCACCUGCCAUGAGACACAGUGUGAGAGCCCACAGUCCUGAAGGGAUGCUGUUUGGUGACAUGUUGACCCUGAGUUGGCCAGGUGAUGGAGGAGUGGAAUUCUCAGUGAAAGAGCAACUGUUUUCCUUCUCGGAGAAAAUCAGCUGCUUGUUCACAUUUCCCCAUGGCUCAUCCCUGUCCUCACCACAACUCCCUUGCGUGUGAUGUAUGGAUAGAUGUGUGCAGCUGGGCCUCCUCUGCCACCUUCUGUGUCUCUGAGAUCUUUAAGGUUGUUUGGAACAAACAGAACAGCAAUAGGCUCUGUCUGUGCCCGAGGCAGGUACCCUUCCUCACACUCAGGAUCUUUCCUGCCAGCCGGACCAGGGCUCGUAUCCUCAACGCAGCUCCCAGGAGGCCACCACCGGUCAUCAGAGAUGACAUUCUACGUGAUAUUUGUUGACAUCCUCCUGCUAGAAGCAAUGGUGCAAAAUGCGGAAGGGCCUAGUUAUCACUCCCACUCACGUAAAAUCAAUCUCCAUUUAAUCCUUAAUUUUCCAAUUCUGACCUUUAAAGCAAUCUAGCAAAUUAGGAGCCCUCAGCUCUUCCACGGCACCUGAUGUUUUAUUCCAGGAAAGAAACAAAGAAUGAAAACUGUAUCUUACUCCCCGCAUAUAAACUGAGGGGGGUUGAGGUUCACCAAAUAUUUGCUGCAGUUAUUUGGGGUCUUGUGUUUGAAAGGCUGCCUUAAUGCAUAACGAAAACAGUCCUUUUUUUCAGAAUCCCUUUAACCAGCACUUGCCUUCUGAACUAUGCCCACAAUUUUAAAGGCAGAGUUCCAAGCCAGGGAGGUCUUUCCACCGCAGUGAAAGAUAGAACUAUCUGGCUGUGUUUAACCACUGCUCUUAUGCCAUCCCGGGAUUGCAAAGAGCUUUGGCAAAAGACAGUCUUCAUGGUACAGAACCACAACAGAUCUGUCUGUUGUAUUCUCUUUAGCACAUCCUAAUAUGGCAUUUUUGUUUUCAUUGCUAUUUUGCAUAUUCACAUUCAACUUGUGGUCCAUAGUGACUCUCAAGAUAUUUAUGCCAAAAUUGCUACUUUCCAAAUCAUCAUU